This is a messenger RNA of Anneissia japonica, 3625 nucleotides long. Its product is annotated as ras-related protein Rab-1A. The transcript has 7 exons. Gene Ontology annotation, molecular function: GTP binding; GTPase activity. The coding region runs from base 147 to 770 and encodes 207 amino acids. NCBI's taxonomy places the organism in Eukaryota, Metazoa, Echinodermata, Crinoidea, Comatulida, Comatulidae. The record is from RefSeq and is a predicted model, not a curated record.
CUAAAUAUCCUUAGAUAUGACGCCAUUUUGAACUUCCUCCAGAUUUCGCUAUAAAACACAUCGUAUUUGUAGUCAUUGAUCUCUCUAUAAUUUAACAACCUUUGAAAAAAAACCCCGUUUUCACAGAAAGAGGUGGUAACCGUGUUAUGUCCACUAUGAAUCCAGAAUAUGAUUACCUGUUUAAAUUACUUCUAAUUGGUGACUCUGGUGUUGGAAAAUCUUGCCUGCUGCUACGAUUUGCUGAUGAUACAUAUACAGAGAGCUACAUCAGUACAAUCGGUGUAGAUUUUAAAAUUCGUACCAUAGAAUUAGAUGGAAAAACAAUCAAACUGCAAAUAUGGGAUACAGCAGGUCAAGAAAGGUUCCGAACUAUAACAUCAAGUUAUUACAGAGGUGCACAUGGGAUUAUAGUGGUGUAUGAUGUCACAGAUCAGGAAUCAUUCAACAAUGUAAAACAAUGGUUACAAGAAAUUGAUCGUUAUGCGUCAGAAAAUGUUAACAAAUUACUUGUCGGUAAUAAAUGUGAUUUGACAACAAAGAAGGUUGUGGAUUAUACAACAGCUAAGGAAUAUGCUGACCAGCUUGAGAUACCAUUCCUUGAAACUAGUGCAAAGAACGCAACUAAUGUAGAACAAGCAUUCAUGACAAUGGCUGCUGAAAUCAAAAACCGCAUGGGACCCGGCAGUGUACCGUCAUCAGAGGCCUCUAGAGCAGUGAAGGUAACGCCAGGAACGCCAGUCAAUCAGAGCAGCGGCGGCUGCUGUUCUUAAGCGACAGUUGCCGGGACAGUUUAAGCGUAGAAUUUAAAAAUUGAAAUAACUCAAGCAACAUCCGAUUGGCUCGCGCAUAGACUUUGUCGUCAAUGUUGAUGGGUGUCUAACGCAUUGUAAUUUGCUAUCACACCCGAAGUAAAAAAAAUAACAACUGAUCUGUUUUUAUCUCCAGAAACCCCUCUUCUCUCCCAAUUUCUGUCCGGAUCAUUAGCCUUGUCCAGCUUGUUUGAUAAAAAAAAAAAUGUUUACCAUGAUAAAAUUAUUAAUAAUAAUGGACCUUUGAUAACCUUAUUCUAAGGAUAGUGUAACAAAUUUAGUAUAAUUUAUAUUAACAUAGAUAUAUGUAUGCACGUAUGUAUAUGUGUACAUGUGUAUUAUAUAGUUAUGUAAAUAUAUUGGAGUGUGCAGAUACACAAACUCACACACAUACACAGAUAUAUAUGUCUGUGGGUACAUAUUACAUAACAGUAACCAAAUACUCAAUUAGUAUUGAAUACCUAGGUCUGCUUAAUACACAAUGUUAUUUCAUAAGUUGCAGUUGUUUGAAUGGUGGACCUUACUGUAAUUUAACUAAGAUAAAGUAAUUCUUAGUUUGAAUGCCAUAAUAUAUCUUUGUAUAAAUGAUUCUUCCAAUUCUGUUGAUUAAUUAACUUUUUUUUUCUGUGGAUGGUUUAUAUGCACGUGAUAUUUGAUUCUGGAGCAAAUACGAGAUGGCUAGUAGAAGUCCUGUGUAUUUGUAAAUAUUUUGAGCCACAGUUUGAAAUGAUCUGCAAUGUUGUUAAAACUUUAAAAGCUUGUUGAUUUUAUGCACUAAGCUUAUUCUUGUCACUUUGGUCCUGAAGCAAAUGUCACGCGAUUUAACAAAUGCUGAUUUGUUAUUGGUAUGCUUUCUUAAUCCCACAAACAUUCCAAAUGCCCUUAAAUGAUUCGUCACACACUAGGAACGUGUGUAAAAACUGGAAAAAAGACUAUUGACAAAAAAAAAUUAAAAUAACAUAUUUUAUUGAGUAUAUACAUUCAUGGUGCACUUUACUGUCGUAAAUUUGAUACCUCCAUCAGUUUAACCUAGAUAGAGUAGUAGAUACAAAUAUUGAAAGCUUAGUUCAUUUACAAAUUACAUCAUCUUUCACAUUGAGUGACUGUUGCUUAGAUUUUUGUCCACUAUUCAUUUUUUUUUUUGUUUUUUUUUUUAAUUCCGAAAACAAUGGAAUUAUAUUGGGAGGUUUUUAUUUGUAAUCGCAACCUAUUACAUCACGAAUAAGCCAAGUAGUGAUUUAAGACGGUUUUUCCUGGAAAUACCCAUUGUUAACACUCUUAAUUUGGAUUUCUUUAUUGUAAAAUUGGUAUUUUAUAUAUAUAUUUUUUUUGAUUUAACUGAUUUGGUUGAAAACAGAUGAAAACUGUGUAGAUGGGAGGAUGUUGGUGUAAACCUUAGUUUUUAGAAUAGUAGUUUCAAUGAUAUAUCUGAAGGAGGGAAGAAGACAGGAAAUGAUGACUUAAAGCCUAAGAAUUUUCAAAGCAUGAUAUACAGUAUAUACUAUUAUUUAGGUCUAUUAAGAUUCUUCAGUUAUUUUGUUCCCUUAAGGCAUAUUAUCCAAAAAUGUAAAUGCUUGAUUUUCAAUUAACUAAUUCAACUUGUAUAGAGCUCAAUUGUUAAGAUAAUGUUGAUAAAAGGCAAGCAGUUGCAAACAUACAGGCAACUUGUUGACGUUUAAUAACAAUAUGUAUAUUAUAUCUUGAUUUAUAUAUCCAUCUAUGUGGUUUUUUUUUGUUUUUUUUUUUUUUCAUUUCUUAAAUUAGCAUUUUCUAGGGAAAAGAGAUGAUUUGUUAAAAUUUGUCGCGAUAUUUUGUGUGAAUGUGCCGUACAUAGGGUUCUGUUGUACAUUUGAUAACGUACCAUUUAGUGAAUCUGAAUAUAAAAAAAUAGGCAUGGACAAAACGGCUUGCUAUAUAAUAGAUGUAAACUCCUGCAUAUAUGUGUACAGAUAAAAGCAUUUUUAACACAAUACUAUUAUGAUCACAAGGGAUACAUUACCAAGAGACUUUAUGAUGAAGAGAUGAAAAUUAAUGUAAUAUUUAAGACACCUGAUCUUUUCACUUAGCGGGUAUUGUAUAAUUGUACAAAUUUAGCCUGCAAUAUAAUUAAAUAAUCUACAUUAUGUUUACUGUGCUUAUAUAUUGAACUGAGUAUUUAGAUCAAGUGCUUUUGUUGUAGAUCUUGGUUUAUUUUAUUUUUUUAUUUAUUUUUUUUUUGGAAGGUGACAUUGUAUUUGUCACAUGUAAGGAGGAAAAAACUAUUAAAAUUGGAAGAUGACAAAAGACAGUAGAAGACAUAGUAAUGAAAUAGCUUUUUUUGUAAUGUACUGGUCACCUGACUGUUGUGUGCUUUUUAAUGAUCCUCAGUAGCUGUAUUAGCAAUUGAACUAGGUGAAAAAAGCACUUUUCUUUCAAAUAAGGGAAAUUCUUAUGUGAACAAUACAGUCAGAAUUUCAGAGUGUCAUUCACACAUUAGGAAGAUCACGCCACGCUUUCCUCCUGCUAAGUUAGACUACUUAAGUAGGACGUCUCUCUUACGAAACACAUUUUAUUUGUUGUUUCUAAAUUAGGCUUGUGACUAGUGAAACCAGCAUCACAUUCACCAGACUUCAUGUACGCUGCAAACUACAUGCACAUGUUGUCCAAGCCUAGAACAUGUGGUUAAUCUUUCUAUUACAUUAUAAAUAUUAAUGUUGCAUAAACACUAUAAAUACAUUAAAUUGUAUAUGUAGCAUUGAAUUAACUAAGCAAUUGAUUAAAAAGAAGAGUGUAGGGAUAUGGUUAAUAAAUGUGGAUACUCAUUAAUAACUACAUAA